AUGAACGGUUGCGUCAUCAAAGGCACGCCAAUUGCAGUGGACUUCUGGAGGCCGACCAAAGCACCGGAGGCUCGGCUCUUUUUCCUCACUCACCUUCACAGAGAUCACACGCUGGGUCUCUCUUCAACAUGGCGACUUCCGAUCUACACCUCCCCAAUCAAUGCCUUACUUUUACUGCACAAAUUCGAGAGUAUAAUUCGAGAAUUAGAGGUGGGAGAAACGUACUUGUUGCCUCUUGAUCCUGAAGGAGACUACACUAUGAGUGUUACACCCAUUGAUGCAAAUCAUGUACCGGGAGCUGUCAUGUUUCUCUUCCAGGGUUACUUCGGCAAUAUACUGUAUAGUGGUGACAUGCGUUGGUAUCCAGAACUUGUAGAACAUCCUGUACUGAAGCAUUUGAUAGAAGCAAGAGAACUGGAUGUACUCUACUUGGACAAUACGUUCUCAGCACCCUUUUGCAGAUUCCCAUCCAGGGAAGAAGCCAAAAAGCAGCUCUUUGAUAUUAUUGAGUAUGUGUCAAAAAUCCCUUUCUCUCACACUAAGUACCAAAAUGGAGGAAAGUUUUUCCAGUAUAUUAUAUCAAGUUACAUCAGGUGA
Messenger RNA from Penaeus chinensis, 597 nucleotides. Its product is annotated as 5' exonuclease Apollo-like. The coding region runs from base 1 to 597 and encodes 198 amino acids. The transcript has 5 exons. NCBI's taxonomy places the organism in Eukaryota, Metazoa, Arthropoda, Malacostraca, Decapoda, Penaeidae. The record is from RefSeq and is a predicted model, not a curated record. Gene Ontology annotation, biological process: protection from non-homologous end joining at telomere; double-strand break repair via nonhomologous end joining; interstrand cross-link repair. Gene Ontology annotation, molecular function: 5'-3' DNA exonuclease activity; damaged DNA binding.